AUGAAUAACAGUACCGAGCAAAUUUUUCUAGUGAAUUCAUCUGAAAAUCAACCAGUAGUCGGGCCUAGCAAAGUUACUGAACUAUCAGCUACAAGCCAAGUUAACCUCGAGAAUGUUGAAGAUUUCUCAAAUGUUUGCCGUACUUGUGCGACCAUCACAGAAUUUGUUAUACCAAUAUUUAUGGGAGAAGGCCUACAAAAUAAUCUAGCGGAUAAAAUACACAAACAUUUGCCAAUUCAGGUAUCAGAACAUGAUGUACUGCCUAGGGUCGUAUGCUACCAAUGUGCAAGCACACUGCUGGCAUGGCACGAGCUUGUACAAUGCUGUGUACAAGCAGACACAGCACUGAAGACCCGUCUUGCAGUAUUACUAUCUAAGGAAAACAACACAAAUCACGACGAGAAAAGCUCAGAAUCAGAAACAAAAGGAAAGUCAGUAACAACAUUAAGUGUUACAAGUAUUAAAGAUAUGUUAGCCAAACAUUUCCAACUAUCGGAAGUGGAUUUUGAGACCUCUUCUUUGGAGUUUGUUUGUGAAAAAUGUAACAACCAAACAAACAUUCCAACUCUACCGAGCUUUAUUGAACAUCUAGAGUCUCAGCACAAUACAGAAUUUGCAGAUAAAUUGGGAAUGGAAUUAUUCAUAAAGGAACAUGUAUCUAUUGUUGAAAUACUUGUUGCUGAAGAACCAACAACCGAUGUAGAAUCAGAGAAAGAAGAGAUAUCUGUUACAAAACUUCCAAGGUUCCAUUGUCCCUUCUGCGAGAGUUCAUUUUCGUCCACAACUCGUCUCGCGUGCCAUUUGAAUCGGCAUGUAGAUAUUUCCAUCGAGGACGGCGUGCGAUGCUGCGAUGACGUUUACUACGACAACAAAUAUUUUGCCGCACACCUUCAGGUCUGUCACGUAAAGCGUUCAACGGACAACAGUUACAUCUGUCAUAGUUGUGGUUUCGCAGCCGAGGACGCACUUGAACUGCAAGGGCAUAUAUCCAAACAACACGACGUUCAAACCGUCGAUGCGGGCACCGCCAAAGAAAAGGCAGAACACCGCGACAAAUGUCAGAAGUACAUACCAGCGGUGUGUCCGGAAUGCAACAAGACCUUUUCGAACAAGUACAACAUGCUUGUCCACAUGAAAAGUCACUCGCGCACUCCGGCGAAGUAUCCUUGCGACCGAUGCAACAAGAGUUACAAGAGCCAAACCAAUCUGAAGUGUCACCAGAAGGAUACAUACCGGAGACAGGCCAUAUUCGUGCCAGUACUGCAUGAAGUCCUACCGCGCGAAGAACACCCUGGACCGGCACGUGGAAAUGCAUCUAGACAUACGGAAAUACGAAUGCCACGUCUGCCCGAAGAAGUUCAGGAAGCGGACCCACCUGAACUACCAUUUGAGCACGCACAAGAGGAAGCAGCCAGCAGCGGACUAACAGGGUUCUUUUUUUUGCGUUGCAGAUGGACGCACGGCCGCGUCAACCGCGAUGCCUAUCGCAGGGGACUUGGCACGGACGGUACAGACGGUAGCUCAUCGGCCGCCGAGGGAAGCGUCGAUGUAGACGAGGGAUCGGACGACGAACGACCUUUGGCUGCGCUAGCCGCGAAAAAGUCCACCGACCUGUACAACACUUUCUAUAGGGCGCUAGUAAACUUCCGAAACCAUUUCAUUUCGGAGCAUCGGCCCGACGGGAGCAACUGUCCGGUGUUCACCGACUCGAGCGACUCCGAGGAGAUGGUGGAGGAGGUGGGACGCGAAAACUGCGACACGGACGUGGACGAGUACGACGAUCUGAGCUCGCGGAACAUGCGGAGGGACCGGAUGGACGAGCGUACCAGGCUGGAGCUGCACAGCGCCCAGCGCAGGGUGGACGGGAAGGUGUGCUACGUGUGCGAUGUGUGCGACAAGAAGCUCAGCUCGGCGCACACGUACAUAUUCCACAAGCGGAUCCACACGGGCGAGAGGCCGUGCGUGUGCCACGUGUGCGGGAAGCAGUUCCGCGCGCCGAACGGCCUCCAGCGCCACCUGACGGAGACGCACGAGCGGCUCAAGCGCCACCCGUGCGCCCUCUGCCCGAAGAGCUUCACAAACACGCAGAAUCUGAAGCAGCACGUGCGCAUCCACACCGGCGAGCGGCCGUACGUGUGCGCGCGCUGCGGCAAGAGUUUCACGCAGAGCGGCUCGCUGCACGUCCACUUGAGGACGCACAGCGAGCAGUACCCGUUCCAGUGCGUGGAGUGCGGCGCCAAGUUCCGCCUGCGGCUCGGCCUCGCCCGCCACCGGCUCAAGCACACCGGCGAGAAGCCCCACGCCUGUCCCCAGUGCGGCAAGGCGUUCAGGCAACGGCACGACCUGUACAGCCACACGCUUUGCCACAGCGACCCCAAGCCGCACACGUGCGCGAUCUGCAACGCCUCCUUCAGGCAGCGCCGGGCCCUCAGGCACCACUGCAAGAGGCUGCACCAGAGCGAGGAGGCGGCGGACGCGAACAGUUUGGUCUUCGACGUGGGCCAGUACCAUACAAUUGUUAACGGAAUAAAGACCGAGGUCAAAUUGGAGACUUCGGACGGGGUGGAAGACGAAGCGUCGCUGGAAAUUAAGCAAGAGGUCGAGUGGGUGAAGAAACCGCUGACGGUGACAGGCGAGGACGGCAAGAGGUACGCGCACUGCGGCCUCUGCAAUAAGAAAGUGUCGACGGGCUCCUGGAGGAGGCACGCGAGGUCGCACCUCGGCGAGAAGAGGUACAGCUGCCACGCUUGCGGCCUCGCCUUCAGCGACAACGGCAACCUGGCGAGGCACGUGAGAGCGCUGCACGCGAACCACCGGCCGUUCAGCUGCCACCUGUGCGACAAGGCCUUCUCGAGGAGCGGCCACCUGCAAGACCACGUCAAGUCCCACUCCGAGAGGCGCGACUACGUUUGCGACACGUGCGGCAAGGCCUCCAAGUCGUCGGCGGCCCUACGGAUGCACAGGAAGAGCCAUCAGGGCGAGCGCAGGUUCCGCUGCGUGGAGUGCGGGGCGCAGUUCAAGCGGCGCGGCGAGCUGGUCGCCCACGUGACCGUCCACACGGGCGAGAAGGCGCACAUAUGCCCCUGCGGCAAGUUCAAGGAUCACGCUGCACUCGCGGCGCAAAGUCCUGAGGCCCCACGGUACCCGGUACCGGACGACACCAAAGGGCCAAGCGAAACGUGCGAGCGUGGCCGCCUCGAACAGUCCGUAGCCGUUUUCGGGGAUCACCUGAUCGACGCGCAUUCGGAGGUCCUAUUCCACUGCAGCGAAUGCAACACGUAUUCGAACGGGAAAGAGUUCGCGCAGCACGCGGGAGACGGCGACAAAGAAGCCAAUAGAAGGUCGAGGAAAACAAAGAGGAGGAAAAACAGCAGGGACAAGAACGACAACGCGGUUAAAGCGGAAAAAAACAAGGCAUCGCAGAACAAAGAGAACGUCGAGAAGAUCGCUAGAAACGUAACGAGAGACAGUACAGCGGUGGACGACGAGACCCCGGAAAACGAAUUCUCGGACCACAGCGACGUGGAGUACUUCGCGAAGCUGCCAGAGUCCGUUUUCCGGGCGAUCGAAGACACGCAGGACAGCCAAUGCGACGGCACCGACCCGCCCUCGCCGAACGUUCCAGACGCAGAGGCCGCAGAAAGCAAGAGAGAGGCAACCGCACACGACCAAAACGGAUCCGAACCCCCAAAGAAACACAAACGUCCCCGCGCCUGCCCCAUCUGCUCCAAGGUGUACACGGCCUCCUCCAGCUACUUCUACCACCUGAACUCUCACCGGCAAAGCGAGCACGCGUGCGACGUCUGCGGCAAGAGGCUGCGGAACAGGGCCAGCUUGGCGCAGCACGCCGCCACCCACGCCGGCGAGCGCCGCUUCGGUUGCGCGGUGUGCGGCAAGCGGUUCCGCUCGCGGGCGGGCCUGUACAUCCACUCUGAGGGCCACGUCGGCUCCAAGGGCUACGCCUGCGAGCAGUGCGGCAGCGCGUUCAGGUGGCGGACCCAUCUAGCGCGCCAUUUGAAACGGCACUCCGCCGAGAGGGCGCACGUGUGCUCGGCCUGCGGGCGCGGCUUCAGCGUGCGCUCCGACCUCCUGCGGCACUCGCGCACCCACCGCGCCGGCAGCCACACGUGCGACGUGUGCCACGCGAAGUUCGCCCAGCGCAGGUACCUGAAGGUGCACAUGAUGAAGAAGCACUCGAUAAGCAUCAGCGGCGGCGAAUUGUCGCAG
This is a messenger RNA of Iphiclides podalirius (scarce swallowtail), 4227 nucleotides long. Lineage: Eukaryota; Metazoa; Arthropoda; Insecta; Lepidoptera; Papilionidae. The record is from the annotation of a GenBank genome assembly.